Messenger RNA from Ilex paraguariensis (yerba mate), 1027 nucleotides. NCBI's taxonomy places the organism in Eukaryota, Viridiplantae, Streptophyta, Magnoliopsida, Aquifoliales, Aquifoliaceae. The record is from the annotation of a GenBank genome assembly.
UACGACCCGGAUGUCGUGUCGGGUUGGCUUCAAUUCAGACCCAACCGAAGACGUCCCAAAUGUGACGAUUAAAUUUACUGCAAAACCUUUCUUCUCGAACCUCAAGAAAGCUGGAUUUCCCCAAAACCCUAGUCAUGCACGCUGAUGAGGCGAGAGUCUUGCUAGGGUUUCCUCCUGACACUCGUCCCACUCUAGACCAGGUUAAAGCAGCCUACAAAAGGAAGGUAUGGGAAACUCAUCCUGAUCGUUUUCCGGUUCAUCAAAAACCUCAUGCAGAGUGCAAGUUCAAAUUGAUUUCAGAAGCUUACACUUACUUGCAAUCUGGUAAUUCUCGUCUCUGUACAUUUGGGAAAUUGGAAAGCUAUUUAAGAAUCAUGGUUUGCAAACUACCAUUUGACUAGGUGCAAGACGAGAAGUUUCAGGUGCAGGUAAUUUUAUUGCCUUAAAAAUGUAAGGUAAGUACUCUCUAGUAAUGCCAUGGCACAUUCACUAUCCCAUCAUUUGAAUUUUUUUGUCUGAUCAGCUAUGUAUUCCAAAGUUGAAUGAACUGGAGUUCCAAGGGCACGGGGAGGAAGAAGAAAUCAUGCUGUGAUUGGGAUCCCUUUCCUUUUUAUCAUUCUGGGAACAGUUGCUCUAGGUGGAUCAAAUGCUGCCAGGGCUUACAACAGGCAAAAGAAGGCAUAUCCUUCUCAGAAUCCCUUUCUCCCAUAAUCUUGAGGCACCAGGCUGAUUCGUUGUGGAUCUGGCAUCGUAUAUAGUGUUGUUAAAAUUUUUGUUUGAUAAACAAACAAUGUACAGAAAGCGGAAAAGAGCAUCUUUAAACACAACUCCUCAGGAUGAAAAACGCUUGAAUGAUAUGCUGCAGCUGAGCAGGAGAGAAGGCAACCACAUCCAAAGGGAGAGAAUCUGUCUUUGUUACUGUAGCUGUUUAAUCAGCAACAUGAAUAUUCUUUUUAAGUAAUUCUUAGAAUUACGAGUAACGUGUAUCUGUGCAUUCUCGUUCACUUCGAAGAAAUUUUUAUUAAAC